CUAUAUUUUGGAAGGUCAUUUUUUGGUAAUAUUUUUAGAACGCGAGACUACAGAUGUUUAAGAUGGCUGCAUUGACUAGGAAUUUAAAAAUCAGCCAAGGAGCUUUACAGCUUCUUAGGAAUCAGGCUUCAUCUUGCCAGGUACCGAUACGAUGGCUAAACCUCCAUGAAUAUCAAAGUAAGCAGUUAAUGGCUGACAAUGGUAUUAAUGUACAGCGUUUUAAAGUUGCUGGAACUAGAGAUGAAGCUGAAGAAAUUUCAAAAACAUUAGAUGUAAAAGAGUUUGUGAUUAAGGCCCAGAUCCUAGCAGGUGGUCGGGGUAAAGGUACUUUUUCCAGUGGCUUGCAGGGUGGAGUAAAGUUGACAACCAACCCAAAAGAAGUGACACCAAUAGUUGAACAAAUGCUGGGACAUAAACUAGUAACCAAACAAACAAUUGGAGAUGGUGUAUGUGUUAAAAAGGUGAUGAUAGCAGAAGCUUUGGAUAUUGAGAGAGAAACCUAUUUGGCAGUUCUGAUGGACCGAGAAACUAGUGGACCAGUGAUUGUUGCCAGUCCAGCUGGAGGUGUGGACAUUGAAGAAGUAGCUCAUACCAAUCCUGAACUUAUAUUUAAGGAACCAGUUGAUAUCAUAAAUGGUCUGUCUGAAGAACAAGCAAAGAGACUUGCUGAAAAUUUAGAGUUUAAAGAAGAACUAAGAGACCAGGCUGCAAAUCAAAUAAAGAAAAUUUAUGAGCUGUUUCUCAAAGUUGAUGCUACACAAGUAGAGAUUAAUCCCUUUGGGGAGACACCAGAUGGCCGAGUGGUUUGUUUCGAUGCCAAAAUGAAUUUUGAUGACAAUGCAAUGUUUCGCCAGAAAGAAAUCUUUGAACAGGAAGAUUCGUCAGAGAUUGAUCCAAGGGAAGUUGAAGCCACUAAAUAUCACCUCAACUAUAUAGGAAUGGAUGGGAAUAUAGCCUGCUUAGUUAAUGGUGCUGGGCUUGCCAUGGCUACUAUGGAUAUCAUUAAGUUAUAUGGAGGAUCUCCAGCCAAUUUUCUAGAUGUGGGUGGAGGAGUCCAAGAAGAUCAAGUAUACCAUGCAUUUAGAAUCCUCACACAAGAUACCAGGGUAAAAUCCAUAUUAGUAAACAUUUUUGGUGGGAUAGUGAACUGUGCUACUAUUGCCAAUGGUAUUACUAAUGCCUGUAAAAGCAUUGAUGUACAAGUCCCUCUAGUGGUGAGAUUAGAAGGUACCAAUGUAAAUGAAGCUAAAAAAAUCCUCUCUGAUAGUGGACUCAGAAUUACGACAGCCAGUGAUCUUGAUGAUGCAGCUAAAAAAGCUGUCGACAGCCUUCCCAUAUAGUUGUAGAGUAUUUUUAUUUCUAGAGUAAACAUACGUUUUGAUAAGAUUAUAACUUGCAUCACAAAGGUAUUCUAUGUAUUGUUUUAAAUCAUUUGUUAUACAGUUUAAAACUAGUUUGAGUAAAGAUUUGCAGUAGAAAUUUGUGCAUAAUAUAGUUAAUUAGCAAAAGUUUAACUUUGUUUGAAUCAAAGAAAAUGUUUCCCAAAAUUUUAACGAGUGGUUUGAUCUCCUGGAAUAAUGUAUUGGUUUAAAAGUUUCUCAUCUUAAUUAAUGAAAAGAUUCUUAAAGCCACGUAAGAGACUUAAGUUUCUUUUAUGUUAGGGGAAAAUGAUUAGUUUUUCACUUAGAGUGGACCAACAGUGAUCAUUCUUUGGGUUUAUUAUUAAUAAUGCUGAUUUAAUGAAUGGAACUUAUUAUUUUAUCCAAAUUACAUAGUUACAGAUUAUUGUAAAAAGCUUUAUAACUCAGAACAUGAAAAUAAAACUUGAUGUAUUGUUACAACUUAGAAGCUAAACCACAAAAAAAUAUAUAUAAAAAAAAAUCAUUGUGCCCAUUAGUAAAAUUCCACAAAAUACUUGUAAUUGAAAUAGUGAUAUCUUAUAUGUAUGAUGUGGAAACAAAUAAUAUAAACAGUUAUGAAUGAAAGAAAAGCUUCAUCCAAGUGUGUGAUCAAUCUGAAAAAAGAUAUCAUUUUUUGUGUAAGACUUUCUUUUUUACUUAUAUGAAACUAGAAGGUCAAAAUGAAUUGGUUCUUAAGUGUAUUUUAAAUCAUUUUAUCACAAUAUUUUUCUAUAUUUUACAAACAGUGAUUGAAAGUCCUUUUUUUGGUAGGUUUAAUUGGUGUAUGUAUGUGUAAGCUCUCUUAUUGUACCUUAAUGUUUUACAUAAACUGAGUAAUAUUUGUAAUAUUUAAGGAAGAUGACAGUUGAAGCUUAGCAGUUAUUAAAAUACCAUUCUUGCAUUGCAGUUGGAAGAAAAUAAAAACAAGUUUAAAAUACAUUGAACAAAAGAAUACAAGGUAUACACAAUAUUACAAUAUAUAUAUAUAUAUAUAUAUUUUAUUAUUAUUUAUACAGGUAGUGACUUAUUGGCACUUCAAAUAUGGUGGGUGAUACACCGUCAACAACUAUUUUUCUCUAAAAAGUAGUGUGCAAUAUAUAUUAGAGUUUAUUAAUGCCAUCCAUUAUACAAGAGCUGGAGGUAUGUUGUUCAUAAAUAAAAUAAAAAUGUUAGGAGUUAUGUAUUAAAAACAUUUACUUGUUCUGUUUUGAUCAGGUAGUCUGAAAAGAAAGAGUGGCGUAUUUUCAUUUGUGCCUUAAAUAUUGGAGAAUUAGUGCUUCGCAGUAUUUUAAUAUUGAGUAGAUAAGACUUAUAUAAAGUACUUAAAAUACAUAAUUUUAUUUAUAGUUUCCUUUUCUAGUCAUAAGUUAGACUUAUUAUUAAAGUCAAUGAACAUAUAACUUGCCAUGUAAUUAUUUAACAUUAGCACAUUUUUUGAGCAUUUAUAAAGUAAGUGAACUUAUAGCUAUAUAGAAGGAUUUAUAAUUUUGCUUUUCAAAAGUUGAGCAUUCUUGAGAAGGUGACAAUAAAAGCAUUCUAAAGUUAUAUAUAAUAACUAGAUGUACAGAAGAAACUAGGACUGGGUGUAGCUUAAUAGUUAGCUUCUUAGAUUCUAGACAGAGAGAUCCAAGACUAGAGCUUCAAUAUGCCACUGUGGGGAAUGUUAUGACUGUAACAGUUAAUCCUACUAUUUAGUUAACAGUAAUCAUAUGGAAGAUAAAUGUGUUUGAUUGGUUGUCCUCCCCAUAGUCAUAAGUCUAAAAUUAGGGAUGACUAUACCUGAAUUUUAGGGGCUCUCACCUGGUUGUUUAACCCAUGUGUCAUAUAAUGUGCUUUUCAGGUUGUAAACACCAAAUAUAGAAAAAUCAUUUUCAGUUAAUUUAGAGAGGAAUAGGACUGAAAUGAACUAGUUUUAGAAAAAUAUUGAUAUGCAACAGAAGGUACUUUUGUUUUUCUCUGCAUUUAACAUGUUUCCUUUUGAAGAUAACUAUUGUUAUUGUUUCCAGGGUGUGAAUUUAUUAUAACAUUGGAAUUAGUAUGAAUAUCACAACAUUCCAGACUUACUUUAGUUGUUGUUGUGUUUCACAAAUUAAUUUUUCUAGAAUAUACUGGAACAUACUUUCAAACCCUUUAUUGUUUUAUUAUUAGCAAACAUUUAAUAGCCUUUGUUUAUGUGUAUAUAUAUAUAUAUAUAUACACAGAAGUUUUUGAUCUCCAUGUUUUAAGUACUAGAAUUGCACAAGAUUAUAGUGAUAGCCCAAACUUCUGUAUUAUUUCAUUGGCCUAUAAAAAAAAAAGAAGAAAAAAAAAAGACUUUUGA
Messenger RNA from Limulus polyphemus (Atlantic horseshoe crab), 3720 nucleotides. RefSeq names its product succinate--CoA ligase [GDP-forming] subunit beta, mitochondrial-like. The transcript is spliced from 11 exons. Gene Ontology annotation, cellular component: succinate-CoA ligase complex; mitochondrion. Lineage: Eukaryota; Metazoa; Arthropoda; Merostomata; Xiphosura; Limulidae. The coding region runs from base 54 to 1340 and encodes 428 amino acids. The record is from RefSeq and is a predicted model, not a curated record. Gene Ontology annotation, molecular function: succinate-CoA ligase (GDP-forming) activity; ATP binding. Gene Ontology annotation, biological process: succinyl-CoA metabolic process; tricarboxylic acid cycle.